CAGCAGCUUGGUUCCCCACAUUGCGCGGCUGGACACUCGGACCAACCACUUUUUGCCAGCAGGCUGCUGACUUCCUCCCUUGACUCCUCCAUCUCCAAUACCACGCCAAAAAUGGUCCUCGUGUCCUCGAAAACGCUUAUCCAGGCACAUGGCGUGCUCCUGGUUAUUAUCGCGGGCUAUCUGGUCAAGAACCCGGCUUUCAUCACGGAUUGCGAUCUGGUGUUUAUGAUGGGCGAAGCGUUGAAGAUUGACUUCCCCACCGUCACCAGUGCGGUUGAAAACCCUUUCGUCUUCUGCUCUGUCCCACUCUUCGCUACCGCCCUCUUCGACCUGAUCCUCCUCUCCACCCUACCUUUCAACGAUGCUCUCGACGAAGCACUGCAUUACAGCCGACCCCUGCGCAAUGGAAACCUCCCCGCUGAGGACCUCCAGGUCCUCGCCAGCUUGCCGGAAUAUAUCACCAAGUCCUUGACCAUGUAUUGGAAUGUUUGGAUUAGUGUUGCUGCGAGUCGAUUCGCGCUUUAUGGUGGUCUGGCAUUCUUCAUUUACCAGGGACGGGAUUCGUUCCUGGUGAGCUCCUAUACGGCGACUGCUGCGGCGGAGGGUCUGGAUCGGUUGAAGAGUCGGGUGGUUUUCACCUUUAGCUUUAUGGAGAUGAUGACGUGGUUCUGGAUCUUCGCUACGCUUCGUCAGGAGCGCCAGGAGCGGUUGACCAAGUUACUCGAGGACGCUCGUCGGGAUGCUGGCGAGGAAUAA
Molecule: messenger RNA, 756 nt
Organism: Penicillium argentinense
Lineage: Eukaryota; Fungi; Ascomycota; Eurotiomycetes; Eurotiales; Aspergillaceae
Exons: 3
Source: RefSeq, a predicted model, not a curated record